Messenger RNA from Aspergillus melleus, 1603 nucleotides. Its product is annotated as germin family protein. The transcript is spliced from 3 exons. The record is from RefSeq and is a predicted model, not a curated record. Lineage: Eukaryota; Fungi; Ascomycota; Eurotiomycetes; Eurotiales; Aspergillaceae. Gene Ontology annotation, molecular function: manganese ion binding. Gene Ontology annotation, cellular component: cell wall. The coding region runs from base 615 to 1322 and encodes 235 amino acids.
AUACGGAGAGAAUAAAGUAUCUCACGUCAUAUUCCGCCAUGAUUGGAGGUAGGAAUGACCAGGUUGUCGAUACGCAUGGUCUCUAGAAGAAAUUGGGCUGCCGGCGUGAGCCUCCAAAGCGAUGCCGCAGAGAUCCACUGUGGAGAUACGCUGCCGAAAGUGGGUCUCGUCCCACUGCCGCGUCGUAUGACUAAUACGCUCAAUCGGCAGCGCCCAGCAAUUCGGCACCCAAUACGAGGCAGUUCCAUCGAUCUCCAUCCCCUUGCUGUUUACUGUGUUUACUCUCCCCGCGGGUUGAGGCUCUAGUCAUUCAACGUGGCCGCCGUGGCCGUCGUGUAAGAUGGGCCCAGUCGAGGCCAAGGCUGAGGCUGAGCGGUGCGUAUGCCAAAUACUUGGUUAGCUUAGGAGCAAGGCUGAAGCAUCGCAAUAAUUUGAAUACAGCGCCGCAAUGACUUCAACAAUGAUGUGCAGAAACGAGCAGAUUCAUGGGUAUAUAAGGGCCUCAAGGAGCUGGUCUUUUGGUCCUUCAUUUCUCAAGGACACCAGCUCAGAAAUACAUUGAAUCCCAGUCUCCACUUCUAAAGCCAAAUCAACACUUCACAAAUCCAGCCAUCAUGCUUUCCCAGACCAUUGUGUGCUCCGUCAUCGCGCUGAUGUCCGCCCUUGCCCUUCCUGCGAAUGCAGCACCUCAGCAAAUCACCAAGCGCUCAACCGUCGAGCUCAGCAAGACCGCUCAACUGAAACUCGCGGACAAUUCCGCUGAGCGUUACAAGCUCCUAAAGAAUGAGGACUUUCUGUUCAAGUUCGGCUCCGACGAGCUGCCGAUUGCCACCAACGAGAACUUCCCAGUCUUGACUGGCACUGGUGUCUCUUUGAGUAUCGGUGAUUUGCCAGGAUGCAGCAUGAGCUUCGUCCACCUCCACCCUAGGGCUACUGAGGUUUUCUCUCUCUCCUCGGGACACAUCAUGUCGGAAAUGGUACCCGAGGUGGCCGCCGUUGACUCCGAAGGCAAACAGCGAACUAUUCGCGUGGAGCUUGAACCAGGAACGGUAACCGUCUACCCGGCCGGCUCAUUUCACACGCAGAUCAAUCCCAACUGUGAGCCCGCCAACUUCACGGCUGUCUUCAACUCGGAAGAAUUUGCCGUGGGGCUGGUGGCCAAGCAAACGUUCCUUUUCAGCAAUGAUGCUAUUGCCCGUACCUUUGGUCAGAGUAUUGCUGGUGAGGAUAUCGAGAAGGUUCGGGAUGCCAUUCCUACUGAUAUGGCGCUCAAGGUUGAGCAGUGCUUGAAGAAGUGCGGUAAGGAGAAGCGCCAGGCUUGAUCGGUCCGACCUGGAUUUGGUGUCUCAUGGAGGGACGGAGAUGCAAUGAAGGACUGUCAAUAGUUGGCUGCAUUAUCUGGUCGCGUUCUUUAUUUUACAAGAUUGGUGUUAUAGAGGUUUCAUAGAAACACCUUGUUGAUUCUGAAAUUCGGCAAUCUUUUCUUUCUUGACCUCCCUAAUGAGCGUUGAAUGUAUUCAGGUGGUUUCUCUACAUAUGCUCUGAGUUUAGAUUACCUAAACCUCUCGAUAUAAAAAAUUUGUAAUUCUCUGCGUUCAUUGCU